Messenger RNA from Tremella mesenterica DSM 1558, 522 nucleotides. RefSeq lists its product as uncharacterized. The record is from RefSeq and is a predicted model, not a curated record. Bases 1 to 522 code for a protein of 173 amino acids. NCBI's taxonomy places the organism in Eukaryota, Fungi, Basidiomycota, Tremellomycetes, Tremellales, Tremellaceae. The transcript is spliced from 2 exons.
AUGCUCGCUUCCAUCUUAUUUGGGAUACUACCCCUUCUUACCGACGCUUCACCGGUAUACAAACGAUAUACUUCUCAAAGAAUUCAAUCGGUUUCUCAAAAAGGUCAAUGUCUCUCUCCCGUCGGAUGGCCAAAUGUGACACUUUCCAAUGGUGUACAAGUAGGUAGUGUCGAUUGUGAUCAAGCGCCAGGAUGGGAUAUAAGUCCUGGUAGUGGAAGUGUGAUACUAAGUGGGACUAACUACGCUCUCGACGCAGGAACCGGAAAGGAUAAUAAUGAGAUUGUUAAGAUUUGGCAAUCGUAUCCUGGUUUGUUCCAACAGACCUGGUAUCUCACCCCAGACUCGAGGAUCGCCAUUACUGGGGGAAACCAAUGUCUCGAUCAAGGACCCGUGGGUCCACAGACAUACCAAUGCACCACUGGGAACACGAACCAAGGUGAGUGUUUUACACAUUCGUUUCUCACAUGUUCUGCUUCCUCUUCCUUUUCCGAUAUAUCAGGAAAUCGAAAGUUUGGUAGCUGA